Penicillium verhagenii is the source of this 642-nucleotide messenger RNA. RefSeq lists its product as uncharacterized. The record is from RefSeq and is a predicted model, not a curated record. NCBI's taxonomy places the organism in Eukaryota, Fungi, Ascomycota, Eurotiomycetes, Eurotiales, Aspergillaceae. The coding region runs from base 1 to 642 and encodes 213 amino acids. The transcript has a single exon.
AUGCGUUUCUCCACCAUUUCCACAGGCCUCCUUAUGGCCGGCGCUGCCAUUGCCACUCCUACCCAGAAGCGCACCGACAUUGAUCUUGACCUCGCUCUCGGCCUCGACCUCGACCUCACAACCGUCCCCGUCGUGAACGUCGUGACCGCCAUCGCCGAUAAGAUCGAAGUCGAUGCCGAUAUCAAGAUCAACGCUGCUGCCGUCAAGGCCCUCGUUGACGUCAACCUUAACCUGGGCGGACUCCUGAGCUGUGUCGUUAACGAGCUGCCCGCCGAUGUGACCGCACGCCUCUUCAUCGGCGGUACUUCCUCCACUGGCUCUGGUCCUUCCACUAUCCGGGUCACCCGCACCACUUACGCUACCCCCACUGCCGGAUGCGCCGCUGUCCAGAAGCGCGACGUUGCCGUUGCCGCCGGUGUUGAGGUUGGCGUUGAUGUUGACGUUGAGGUCGACGUUGAGCUCCUCGUCAAGCUGCCCAUCAUCAACCUCAUCACUGUGCUUGUUCAGCGGGUGUCUGUCGACGUUGAUGUCAGCGUUCUCUACGCCAGCCUCAAGGUCCUGGCUGAGGUUGACCUCCAGGCUAUCUUGACCUGCCUUGUUGCCAAGCUGGACAUUGGUGUCGCUGUUAGCGCAUCUGCUUAA